Messenger RNA from Momordica charantia (bitter melon), 2004 nucleotides. RefSeq names its product protein IQ-DOMAIN 19. Lineage: Eukaryota; Viridiplantae; Streptophyta; Magnoliopsida; Cucurbitales; Cucurbitaceae. The record is from RefSeq and is a predicted model, not a curated record. Gene Ontology annotation, molecular function: protein binding.
CUGUCACAUGCUUAAUAUCUGCUGUUAGAAGGACAAUUUGGAGAAGUUUGAAUCCAUUUGAAAUGCUAAGAAAGCUUCUAUGGCUUGUCUAUGGAGAUUCCUCUGUUUCUUUCCCAUCAAGCUUACACCAAAUCCAUGUCCUCCCACUGUAAAAAUGGAAGUUGAGAAGACAAGGAGACAAUGAAACAGCAAUAUAAUAUUAUUUUAAGGUUUUUAUCAGAAGGAGAAAACAGAGGAUUUCUUCUUAUUAAGGAGCAAACCAGACGCUGCUCUUCAGUUUAAGAGAGGCUUAUGAAUGGUUUGGUUAUGCUCUCUUCUUACUAUGAUGCUUGAGAUUACUUGAGGGAGGAGAUGGGAAAGACAAGCAAAUGGCUUAGGAACUUUCUGGCAGGGAAGAAGGAUAAAGAGAAGGAAAAAUGCCCAAGUAAUCAGAAUUUUUCCACUCCUUCGUCCGAGUAUCCAGCCACCCCGAUAUCGAUUCGCCACAAUCCUAAGGAGAAAAGGCGAUGGAGCUUUCGACGAUCAUCAGCUGCAGCCAUGGCGCCGAGAGAUUCAUAUUCGUACCCUCUUGAGAUGGUUGCCACAACAGUACCUUUAGCUCAGGCUGCAAUGGAUGUAGAUUAUGAGGAGAAAAGGCAAGCCUUGGCCAUGGCAGCAGCAAAAGCUGCAGCCACUGCAAUCUGGCUAACUGAAGUAGACAAUGUGAAAGCUACUGCAAUUGAGGAGACUGCUGCCAUCAAGAUUCAGUCAGUUUUCCGUUCUUAUUUGGCAAGAAAAGCACUCCGGGCAUUGAGAGGAUUGGUGAAGUUGCAAGCUUUGGCUAGGGGUCAUUUGGUAAGAAAACAGGCCAAGGCCACUCUCCGGUGCAUGCAAGCAUUGAUCACGGCUCAGGCUCGAGCUCGGGCACAGCGGAUCAGGAUGAUCGAAGGGACAAAACAUUUAUAUCAAUGGCAAUCAAUCCUUGUAAAAUCGGUUAAGGAAGAUCAUAUCAGUCAUAUAGAUCAUGCUGCUGAGGAGAACAUUAAGAUUGUGGAGAUGGAUCAUGGAGGGUACAAAAGAAGCUCAAAGAACAGAACAAGCUAUGUUGCAGACCAACAACAUGAAUUUAGGCUUUUGACGAAUUGUGUCUCGCCCAUCCCGUCAUCUCUAACCGACAUCAGCGCACAAGGAAGCAGUCGCCAUUUUGAGGACUACUCCGUCUGCACUGCACAAAGCAGCCCACAAGAUCACUCAGCCGUUUCCAAACCCAAUCCAUCCAGAACUCCCUUUGCUUUCCCCACACCAGAAUGUGUGCAGUCUCUGUCCUUUGAGUAUCCAAUGUUCCCAAGUUACAUGGCCAAUACAGAAUCUUCAAGAGCCAAAGUCCGAUCACAGAGCGCGCCCAAGACGAGGCCCGAAUCGUUCGAGAGACAGUCAAGCAGAAGGAAGGCAUCAGCUGAGGGAAAGAACGUCCAGAAGCCCGUGCGGAUGCAGCGAUCGUCGUCUCUUGUUGGCUGUGAUGCACAAGACUUGCAGUAUCCAUUGUUGAUGAAGCUUGACAAGUCCACAAGUUCACUCAAUGAUAGUGAAUGUGGUUCCACUAGCACAGUGCUCACAAAUACCAACUACAGAUCUCUUGUUGCAUGUGAAGGUUAUGGAAACAGGUACUAUUAAGCCAUUCAUCAUGGUACCGCCCGAAAUUGGAAGAGUUCUGCAGCAGAUGAAUAGCAGGAGGAUAGAUUCAAAUGAGUUUUGUUAUAGAUUUGAUGGUUAGGAAUCACUUUCUAUGAUCGCCUGUUAACUUAUUCGUUGUUUUUGUAAAGAAACUGUAGCAGUCCUGAGUUAAUUAUGUCCUUGUUUUAUAGUUCAGUUUACUUCAUGUUAAGAAUAAUGUUCAAAAAAGUGGGGAGACUCCGUCGUCAACAAACGCUCUAUUAUGUCAUCUCUAUUAUGCCAACUUGAACAAACAUCUUUGAUCACAGCUCGAAAUUUCGAAUUCUCAACCCUGCAUAUUGUUGUACUCAA